AUGGAUUAUGAUGAUCUGUACAUCGAUCAGAUUUCACCCGCUCAGCUCAAUCUCACACGCUUUAUUCAACAGAGCCGGCAGGGAACAAUCAGCAAGCACGAUGGUCAGGGCAUGGCCGAAUUGAAUCCAGAGCUCGCUCCAAAGGGGAAGCCACGCCUGCUGCUCAUGGGACAAAGGAGGAGCGGCAAAUCCUCGAUAUCAAGUGUGGUAUUCCACAAGCUACCACCCAACGAGACGCUCUUCCUGGAGUCAACGGCCAGGAUACAGAAGGAUUCAAUGCGGUCGUUCAUGGACUUCCAAGUGUGGGACUUUCCUGGCCAGAUUGACAUCUUCGACAACCCGACCUUUGACAUAGACGCCAUGUUUGGCGAGAUUGGCGCCUUGAUAUGGGUCAUUGACGCGCAGGAUGAUUACCUUGAAGCAGUGGCGCGCCUGAAUGUCACCAUACUGAACCUCCAGCGCUCGUACCCGAGCAUCAAGAUCGAGGUCUUCAUCCACAAGGUCGACGGGCUGUCUGACGACUACAAGCUCGACAUCCAGCGUGACAUCCAGAUCCGGAUCCAGGACGAGCUGUCGGACAAUGGCUUCGAGAACGCGCAAGUCACGUUCCACCUGACGAGCAUCUACAACCACAGCAUAUUCGAGGCCUUCAGCAAGGUCAUCCAGAAGCUGAUCCCACAGCUCGGCGUGCUCGAGGCCAUGCUGACCAACCUGUGCCGCACGUGCCGCUUCGAAAAGGCCUACCUCUUUGACGUGCUCUCCAAGAUCUACAUUGCCACUGACAACGCCCCCGCCGACAUGGCCUCGUACGAGAUCUGCUCCGACUACAUCGACGUCAUCAUCGACAUCACCGAGGUCUACGGCAGCUGGCCGCGCAGCAAGCAGCACCGGGACGCACUCGAGGGCGAGCCGUGGCACAGCAAGCUCGAGGAUCAGGUCGCCUCCAACUGGGCAGAGAGCUGCAUGGUCCUGAGCGACGGCAACCGGCCCAUCAUGCUCCGCGAGGUCGACAAGUACCUCGCCCUGGUCGCCGUCAUGAAGGAGGACAGCUACGACAAGAUGCCCCUCGUCAACAUGAAUGUCGAGACCACCGUCGACGGGCUUAAAGAGUUCUUUGAAAUCACCAAGCCGAAAUAG
Molecule: messenger RNA, 1137 nt
Organism: Microdochium trichocladiopsis
Lineage: Eukaryota; Fungi; Ascomycota; Sordariomycetes; Xylariales; Microdochiaceae
Product: GTP-binding protein GTR2
Exons: 3
Coding region: 1-1137 (378 amino acids)
Biological process (GO): cellular response to amino acid stimulus; cellular response to starvation; regulation of autophagy
Cellular component (GO): Gtr1-Gtr2 GTPase complex; fungal-type vacuole membrane; nucleus
Molecular function (GO): GTPase activity; GTP binding
Source: RefSeq, a predicted model, not a curated record